Messenger RNA from Episyrphus balteatus (marmalade hoverfly), 1396 nucleotides. RefSeq names its product small glutamine-rich tetratricopeptide repeat-containing protein beta (gene Sgt). Gene Ontology annotation, cellular component: TRC complex; membrane. The record is from RefSeq and is a predicted model, not a curated record. Gene Ontology annotation, biological process: post-translational protein targeting to endoplasmic reticulum membrane. Gene Ontology annotation, molecular function: protein binding; molecular adaptor activity. Bases 139 to 1065 code for a protein of 308 amino acids. The transcript has a single exon. Lineage: Eukaryota; Metazoa; Arthropoda; Insecta; Diptera; Syrphidae.
UUUUUUUAUCACUUUGUCACUUCCACUGACGAGAACACACAUUUUUGUGGAUUUUGCCUACUAAAAAAAAAAAAUUAGGCUACCAGCAAUUCUUUCACAAAAAUCCAGACACACAAAAAAAAUCAAAACCAAUCAACCAUGUCUGAUCCCGUGCAAAAACUAUUCGUCAAAUCAUUUAUCGGCUAUCUGAAAACACAAGUCGAAGGCCAACUUCUAGCCGCUGACGCCUUGGAAAGUUUGGAAGUGGCUGUCCAAUGUCUGCAAGCAGCAUUCGAUAUUAAUGAAGAAGAAGAAGCUCAAGCCGAGCCGGUUGCUGAAGCUACCCCAUCUGGGUCAACAGCAGCACCAACACCAUCUUUAACCGAAAAUGAAAUCGAUCUCUUUGAAAUGUUUCAAUCUCUCUUCAUUGAACGCAAUCCAAAAUCUCUCGAGAUGGCGGAACAAAUUAAAAAUGAAGGUAAUCGUUUAAUGAAAGAAGGUAAAUACCAUGAAGCUCUAAUUCAAUAUAAUCGAGCUCUAACAUUCGAUCCAAAGAAUCCAAUAUUUUAUUGCAAUCGUGCUGCAGCUUCAAUUCGAUUGGGUGAGAAUGAAAGAGCUGUUAGAGAUUGUAAAUCAGCUCUCGUUUACAAUCCAAGUUAUGGAAAAGCUUAUGGACGAAUGGGAAUUGCAUAUUCGAAUUUGGGCAAGUUUGAUGAUGCUCAAGCUGCUUAUUCGAAAGCUAUUGAAUUAGAGCCAGAUAAUCAAGAUUAUCGAACAAACUUGGAAGUGGCUAAGAAUCAAAGGCCAGUAGCGACAUCUGCUGACCCAGCAUUUAAUUUGGGUCCACAAUUGUCGGAAGCUAUUGGAGCUGUCUUAUCGAAUCCAGCACUUCGUGAUAUUGUUUCAAAUAUGCAAAUUAAUCGAAAUGAUCCUAGAUUGAUGAGCCUGUUUGAAUCAAUGACCGCUGCCACAGAAGGUGGCGAUCCAGAGAAUUUGGUGAAUCUGUUUCAAGCGGCUGCUUCAGGGUUUGCUAAUCUACAACAACCUGGUGCCAAUGAUCCUUCUAGACAACCACCGCAACCCUAAGUUAACCCACAAUAGACAGUUCUUCUUUCUACACUAACUUGUUCCAUUCAACGAAAAAAAUCUAUCACAAAAAAAAACAGAGAAAGAGAAUCUUUAUAAUUAGCAGAGCAGUGACGUCGUCGUCGAAUGAAUUUUUAAAUGUUUACGUGGUAAUUUUUGCGAAGAGCUAGACAGUUUGGUUGGUUAUUAUUAUUCUUUUUUUUCUUAUUUUUUAUCUUUUUUUUUCAGUGCAUUGUGUUCAUUAUGUGUUACACAUUGUUAUCAAUAUUUGCGAUUAGUCUAUUAUUAUUAUUAUAUACGAGAAAUAAAUAAUUAUUCAUUAAAAAAGGUA